Messenger RNA from Hyposmocoma kahamanoa, 2030 nucleotides. RefSeq lists its product as uncharacterized. The record is from RefSeq and is a predicted model, not a curated record. The coding region runs from base 441 to 1547 and encodes 368 amino acids. NCBI's taxonomy places the organism in Eukaryota, Metazoa, Arthropoda, Insecta, Lepidoptera, Cosmopterigidae. The transcript has 2 exons. Gene Ontology annotation, molecular function: nucleic acid binding; zinc ion binding.
UCGAGUUGAUUGUUGUUUGCACGUUUAUCGCGCAAUACUAUUUGUCUAUAUUCUGAUUACUUUUAAAAUUCUUUAUUUAAUUUAAUUUGAUUUGUUACAUUUUUUUACUUUACAUAAACCUUUGUUAUUCAAUGAAAGUCAUGAAUAUUGUAAUUCACGUAACGACCAAUCAGAGCAGAGCAUGUGCCUCGAGUGGGGUCGAGGCGCCAUCUUUACUUUGGUGAAGCCAACAACUUUUGAGACGUUUUUGAGUGGUAGCAACCGAUCGGGUUGGAUCGUUAUCGUUGCGAGUGUUAAAUAAAGUCGGUUUUAAGUAAGAUCGGUGCCUUGAACCCACUGCUCGGUCCUAACCGUUAGUCUACCAACUUGAUGUGUGAAAGUGUUAAAUUAAAAUAGUCUGAAACUGUGAUCAUUGUUGUUUGUGCCCGCAUUUUACCCUGAUGACGCCCACUAAAUUUACAACCGUUGAUGACAAUAUCGACGAAAACCAUGUUUCUCCGACAUCAGAAGCGGGGCCGGUGCAAGCACAAAACGUGAGCAUGCAGACACCAGCAAAUGAUGAAUGGCGUGCGUUACUCGAAGCGCAACAAACCAGCAUUAGGCUACUUGUGGAGGCGCUAACCAACCCUCCGAAUAUCGAAGAUAAGAGCAUCACACUGCCUAAAUUUCAACCAGAAGAUGCAGACACAGACGCUCGGGCCUGGCUGGCAACCGCGGACAUUUGCUUAUCGGAUCGUGACAUACAGGGAAGUAAAUUAAUUCUUAUACUUAGUAAGGCUAUGAAAGGCUCAGCUGCAAUUUGGUUUUCUCAGAUAGCUUUUCCUAAUAUGAAGUGGGUAGAAUUUAAGAAUAUUUUUCUUUCUCGCUUCGAUACGUUAGAAACAUGUGCGGCGACGGUAUUAAAGAUGCUUACUGGCAAACCGCAAGAAAGUGAAUGUCUUGCUGCAUACGCUAGCCGUUUAUUUACUUUACUCAUGUCGCGAUGGGAUAAAUUAGGCAAGGAAGAAGUGGUGGUAUCUUUAAUACUUGCGCACAUGGGGCAAAUUGAGCCACGAUUACAGCGAAAUAUUUUCUCUGAAGAAAUAACUACCCGCUGUAAAAUGCAACGUGAACUAAUGGCCUUUUCUUACCGCAAGCGGAGCUCCCAAGAGCUGACAAAGAACGCAGCAAGCACUACGCAAGAUGCUAAACGCCCUAGGUUAAGUUCUGCGUCAACUAAAUGUUACGUUUGUGGAAAACUUGGCCAUAAAUCUUUUGAAUGUUUCAGCCGAUCACAUGACAAGCAGCAACCAACUCCGACUUCUGAACGCCCCAACACGGCCGUUACUGCGCGGGCCCCUGUGACCUGCUACAAGUGUGGUGUUGAGGGUCAUGUUGCAUCGCGGUGCAUAAAAGCUUGGCCAACUGUGAGCAAUAGCGCACAGCCCGCAUCCGCGCCCAGUGUUGUAAAGCGAGUGGAUGUGUGUGGAAUGAAACCUGUCACCGGGAUAAUUACGCAAUUUGAUAACGAGGAUGCACGGCCAUCAACAUCACACGAGGGCGUGUAACACGUCAGGACGGCCGUGUCGGAGGAAGUGAAUAGUCGAGUUGAUUGUUGUUUGCACGUUUAUCGCGCAAUACUAUUUGUCUAUAUUCUGAUUACUUUUAAAAUUCUUUAUUUAACUUAAUUUGAUUUGUUACAUUUUUUUACUUUACAUAAACCUUUGUUAUUCAAUGAAAGUCAUGAAUAUUGUAAUUCACGUAACGACCAAUCAGAGCAGAGCAUGUGCCUCGAGUGGGGUCGAGGCGCCAUCUUUACUUUGGUGAAGCCAACAACUUUUGAGACGUUUUUGAGUGGUAGCAACCGAUCGGGUUGGAUCGUUAUCGUUGCGAGUGUUAAAUAAAGUCGGUUUUAAGUAAGAUCGGUGCCUUGAACCCACUGCUCGGUCCUAACCGUUAGUCUACCAACUUGAUGUGUGAAAGUGUUAAAUUAAAAUAGUCUGAAACUGUGAUCAUUGUUGUUUGUGCCCGCAUUUUACCCUGAUGACGCC